Messenger RNA from Daldinia childiae, 846 nucleotides. RefSeq names its product Upstream activation factor subunit spp27. The coding region runs from base 1 to 846 and encodes 281 amino acids. Gene Ontology annotation, cellular component: nucleus; RNA polymerase I upstream activating factor complex. The record is from RefSeq and is a predicted model, not a curated record. The transcript has 4 exons. Gene Ontology annotation, molecular function: RNA polymerase I cis-regulatory region sequence-specific DNA binding. Lineage: Eukaryota; Fungi; Ascomycota; Sordariomycetes; Xylariales; Hypoxylaceae. Gene Ontology annotation, biological process: transcription initiation at RNA polymerase I promoter; nucleolar large rRNA transcription by RNA polymerase I.
AUGGCAGCGCCCUUGACUGCGGAAGAGGAGACCCGUUAUACGGAAGUCAUCGAUGGUAUCCUAGCUACCGCGGACCUUGAAACUGUCACGCGUAAGAAAAUUCGCAUGGGCCUCGAAGCUGCACUGGGCGGGAAGGAUCUGAGCGAUCAGAAAAAUGCUAUUAAGGCGCUGAUAGAGGAGCGUUUUGACGCUAUCUCGUCGGGUGCUCCGCCACCAUCCUCCGCAAUUCCUCAACCCGAGUUGACUUCUCCCCGCCCUUCGCCUCUGGAACAAGCCAAUGGCUACGAAGAAAAUAGCCAAGAUGCGGAUGACACAAACGGGGAUGAGAUAAAGGUGUCAGUGCAACCGCCGAGAAAGAAACAGCGGAAAGAGAAGAGUGAAGAUACGGAGGACGCGGAUGCCAAAUUGGCAGCGAUGCUCCAGGCACAGGAGAACCAGCGCACUCGAGCAACACGUGGAGGUGGGAAGCCUAAGGCCCCGGCGAAGAAGAAGAAAGCCACGCCUCGGAAGAAAAGCGAAAAGAAAGUCGGACCCGAUGAUGAUAGCGAUGUGGCAGGAAGUGAGGAAUCAAGUAGCCGGCCACGAAAAGCUGGAGGGGGUUUCCAGAAGCCCUUCAAUCUUAGUUACCCUCUUGCCGAGCUCUGUGGAGAAUCGCAGCUAUCCCGACCGCAAGUCGUCAAGAAAUUAUGGGAACAUAUAAAGGGCAACCAACUGCAAGACCCAAAUGACAAGCGGCAGAUACGAUGCGACGAGAGGAUGCAAGCUGUUUUUAAGCAAGCUAGGGUAGACAUGUUCCAGAUGAACAAGCUGGUUGGUAACCACCUUUACCCGGUAGAUGAGGAGUAA